GGCUCCUUCCUCGCCCUGCGCUUGGCUCUGGUGCCAAAGGAGGGGAGGCUCCCCCCGAGCCGAGGGCUGAGCUUGGCUUUCUUCCCCCGCCAGCUCCCCAGGACCUCAGCGGAGAGGACAUUCCCAGCACUGCUGCCACCGAGGACCUAGAGCCCCCCGAGGAGCAGCAUGGGCCAGUGCAACUGCCGCAAGAAGCGCAAGGACUGCCAGGAGCUCACUGACGUGGAGCGAGCCAUCGAGACUGUCAUCAACCAGUUCCACUGCUACGCGGUGAAGGGGCAGAAGGAGUAUCUGACACCCAACGAGAUGCAGGAGCUGGUGGUGCAGAAGCUGCCCCACCUAGGGAAGUGCGUUGGAUCCCUGGAGGAGAAAAUCGAGUGCAUGGGAGACCCCGACGAGGCCAAGCUGGAGUUCGGGGAGUACUGGGACAUGAUGGGGGACGCGGCCAAGGGUUGCCGGAGGAAGUAGAAGGUGGCGGGGGAUGGGAAGGCGCCCGAGGCCUCAGGCUCUGCACCGAGAAGCGAGAGGCUGCUGGUCCCGGUGGGAUGCGCCUGGGAAACGUAGCGGAGUUCCCGCCGGGGCUCCAGUCCCUCCCCGCGGCCCCAGCCGGCGCGAAGGGACCCCCUGCCCGGCUCCACCCCUGCCCUCUCUCUGCACUUCCUCCCGUCAGGGACCACCCUUCCCAUCCCCAGCUCUGGCCCGUGCCCGGUGGGAAGGAGGUGGCAAGGGGGUUCCUGACCCCGGCUCCGGAGCAGCCUUUCUCCGUCCUUUGCUCCAGAGCCCUUCCCCUGGGACUGUCUCACCUCCAGCCCCCAAAGCCCUCUGGUUGCAAGUCUCCCAGCCCCGGAGCAUCACAGCCGGUGGGACUUGGCUCCUUUCCCCCAGACCCCUUGGACACGUGGGCUCAGCCCCCUGGCCCCACGCCCUGCCACUGCACAGGAGCUCCUCUGCCACAGCUCUGCCUUCGAGCACCUUUGGGGGCACCCCGGGCUCUGAGCCAGUACCCACGUCCCCAUGUGUGCCCGGGUGCAUCCCCUGCUCUUCUCCUGGUUCAGGGACCAUUGCUCUGUGCCUGCCCAGGUGUUGGGGUGCUCUCUCCACCUGCCCCUCUCCAGGGGUGCUGGCCCCUGGCUGGCAGCUGGGCUUGGGGCUGGGCCGGUGCUGGUUGUUAUCAGCUGACAUCACUUGCAACCAUUUUUGUAUAAAUUAAUAAAUGAA
Messenger RNA from Pogoniulus pusillus (Red-fronted tinkerbird), 1218 nucleotides. RefSeq names its product S100 calcium binding protein A14 (gene S100A14). The record is from RefSeq and is a predicted model, not a curated record. Gene Ontology annotation, molecular function: calcium-dependent protein binding; calcium ion binding; chemokine receptor binding. The coding region runs from base 169 to 468 and encodes 99 amino acids. NCBI's taxonomy places the organism in Eukaryota, Metazoa, Chordata, Aves, Piciformes, Lybiidae. Gene Ontology annotation, biological process: positive regulation of monocyte chemotaxis; toll-like receptor 4 signaling pathway; positive regulation of granulocyte chemotaxis. The transcript has 3 exons. Gene Ontology annotation, cellular component: perinuclear region of cytoplasm.